GUGUGACGCGUGUGGCGUGGACUGUUCACUGUGUAAAAACACAUCUGCUAUAUCAGAGAUAUUAUACUAGUACCUAGUACGCAAGAUGUUCAAUCUUGUCAAGUAAAAUUUUAUAUCAACAUAGCGACAAUAAAUAAAACAUAAUAUUACGCUUGCUUAGUCAGUGAGAAUAGAUUUUAGACAACUUUCAAAUGGAGCUACCUCAGGCAGAGAAAAAUUAGCAGAUCAAGUGAAUUGAAUAGACCACGCGCGGCCAUGUUUAUGUUUAUAUACAUUUUUACGAUCAGUUAAAGUUCAAUAAUAUUUAAGAUUAAAAUAUACAGAAGAACUUUAUCGACAGUUGAAAGCUAUUCUGCCAUACUAAUUAGAGACUAAUGUUGAUGGUUAUGAUCUCACAUUAUAUGACUAAGUUAUGAGAAAAGAGUAAAUUACAUUGUAAGAGUUUCAUUGAACUUAUUGAACAUUCUGCAUAUAUUAAAAUUAACUGUAAACAGUUAGAAUAUUGCGAUGGAUUCUAAUGACAGAGGAUUUAGCCUUGACAGUAGUAACAUGUCGAUGUCUUCUUUGGGACCUCAAAGUCCACCUGAAAUAAAACCUGACACAGCUAACUUGAUAAGUCCUGGAAAUUUCAGCCCAUCUAAUCCAAAUAGCCCAGGAUCUCUCAUUGGAGUCCCAGGCAACAUGAAUAACUCAUCACCAGGUAAUCGUAAUCCAGCCAAUGCCAGUACUGCUUAUCCACCAAACCAUCCAUUAUCUGGAAGCAAACAUCUCUGUUCUAUUUGUGGCGAUAGGGCCAGUGGCAAACAUUACGGUGUCUACAGCUGUGAAGGCUGUAAAGGCUUCUUCAAGCGUACAGUGCGCAAAGACUUGACCUACGCUUGUCGCGAGGAAAGGCACUGCCUAAUUGAUAAGCGUCAGCGUAAUCGUUGCCAAUACUGCCGCUACCAGAAAUGUCUUACAAUGGGUAUGAAACGCGAAGCCGUGCAAGAGGAGCGACAACGCACGAAAGAACGCGAAGCUUCAGGUGCAAAUCCGGGCUCUGUCGCUGGAUCUGAAGCGGAAAGUUGUACUAGCAGUUCGCACGCCGACAUGCCUAUCGAACUGCUUCUAGAGGCCGAACGACGUUUUGACUUUCUUGGAGAGAAUCAAGCGGCUUAUGAUCAGUACAGCACACACGGAAACAGACAGAUCCGACAGAUGGUCGAGUGGGCCAAACGAAUACCUCAAUUCACAAGUUUACCUCUGGAAGACCAAGCAUUGUUAUUGCGUGCCGGAUGGUGCGAAUUACUUAUCGCCGAGUUCUCACACCGUUCGAUCGAUAUCGAGGAUGGAAUUAUUCUGACGACAGGCCUCACGUUACACAGAAAUUCGGCUCAACAAGCAGGAGUUGGGCCGAUCUUUGAACGUGUGCUUACCGAGCUUGUACUCAAAAUGAAAACCAUGAAAAUGGACAAAGCCGAGCUUGGAUGUCUUCGAGCUAUAAUUUUAUUAAAUCCCGAAAUUCGCGGUUUGAAGAAUUCUCAUGAUGUGGAUUUGCUGAGGGAGAAAGUUUAUUCGACUUUGGACGAAUAUGUCAAACAGCAUCGACCUGAUGAGCCUGGACGCUUUGCUAAAUUACUGUUGAGGCUACCAGCUUUAAGAUCGAUUGGUCUCAAAUUUACCGAGCACAUGUUCUUCUUUAGAUUACUCGGUGACGUUCCUCUCGACGAUAUACUUACCGAGAUGCUUGAAUCCUCAUCUGAUUCUUGAAUUACAUUCUAUUAUGUCGUUUGACUUUUACAGCUUGUUAAGUAUUUUUCUGAAUCUAAUUUUCGCGUUAAUCAUAUUAUUAGUCGUUCGUCGUUUGUAUUUUAAUCGGGAGAUUUUAUCAGACACUGUUUAUCCGCGCGCUGUUGAAAAAGAAAAUUUUUUCAUAUUUUGUUCCAAAGAAAUUGAAUCUUUUUGAAAGUGAAAAUGUUUUGAUCAUUAUUCAUCUUUCUUGGCUUUGUUAACUUUUUUAUUGCCGCGCGGCAUCAGGGAAAUGUUUGACGUUCACAUAGGAAACGAUAAUUGACUCAUUGUUCUGAGAGUGUGGAUAAACACUGCGUGUGUCUCACACAAUUUACCUCUUUAUUUUAAGAAUAACGUAAACGAGAAUAUUUUUUUAAAAUAGUUUACAUCAAAGAAUGAAUAGUUCAAAUAUGUAUAAAGGUUGUUACAUUGAUGUCUCGAAGUAACUAUUAGAACCCAUAGCUCAGGGUUGAAAUAGUAUUAAGGAGACCAGCUGGUCUUAAACAAUGAAAAUUCUAAGUAUUUUCUUAAUGGUCUAAAAAACAUUCUAUAAAAGAUAUUAUAUAUCCAAAAAGAAUUUUGAAAAAAUUUAUAAAAAUUCUCAUAAAAAUUGACUAUUUCGAAAAAUUCUUCGCUUAUUCUAGAGAACUGAUACAAAGAAAGAUAAUAAAAUCUUCAAAAAUGAUUUUCAUUCACUCUAACAGUCAGAAAAAUAUGGCAACCCACUUUUCUUCUAAAAAUAAGGUGUUACUAUUAAAGGGACUUUCUAAAGAACUUACAUGAAAUUUUAGGACUUAAAAAAAAGAAAAUGAAAGCAUGUACCAAGUACUUCAAGAUAAAAACAUUUUCAUGAUGAUAACUUUAUUGGAACGAUUUUUACACUACAAUAAAUAAAAUUUAUAAUUUUCAUUGUUUAACACCAGCUGACCCCCUUAUUGAAAACGACGUAUUUUUUUCGUUGCCACGACAUAAAUCAUAUUUUUAAACUAAAAACUUCCCUUCAGCAAGGCUGAGUAAUAAUGAGAUAUAGAAGAUAUUUCUGGUUAGCUUAUAAAAUACAGUUUAAAACUACACUUAAAAAUUUAUUUUUAUGAUUUUUAUGAGGAAUAAUCAUUUUUUGAUGAUUUUUCUAAUAUUUUACGUAUACUUAUUUUACAAGACGUUUGAUAUACUAUUUCGUGUUACUUGUAAUUUUAAUUGAAAUCAUUUUGGAGAUUAAAAUUAUUGCAUAUAUAUCAUAAUAUUCAAAUUAAGUCUAUGUAAAAGACAUGAAAACAUGAAAUAGAGCAGAUCACGGUUAACAUUUUUAACAUUAGUAAUUUAAAUUAACAAAAAAAAUGUUUAACUAAUAGUAAAUUUUGAAUUGAAAAUUUAUUA
Molecule: messenger RNA, 3147 nt
Organism: Phymastichus coffea
Lineage: Eukaryota; Metazoa; Arthropoda; Insecta; Hymenoptera; Eulophidae
Gene: Usp
Product: retinoic acid receptor RXR-alpha-B
Exons: 4
Coding region: 508-1749 (413 amino acids)
Biological process (GO): positive regulation of transcription by RNA polymerase II; cell differentiation; anatomical structure development
Cellular component (GO): nucleus; activator ecdysone receptor complex
Molecular function (GO): zinc ion binding; RNA polymerase II cis-regulatory region sequence-specific DNA binding; nuclear steroid receptor activity
Source: RefSeq, a predicted model, not a curated record